Molecule: messenger RNA, 1501 nt
Organism: Benincasa hispida (wax gourd)
Lineage: Eukaryota; Viridiplantae; Streptophyta; Magnoliopsida; Cucurbitales; Cucurbitaceae
Product: ALA-interacting subunit 5-like
Cellular component (GO): Golgi apparatus; plasma membrane; endoplasmic reticulum
Source: RefSeq, a predicted model, not a curated record
CCAAAUCAAAUUUCCCCUUAAUAUUAUGUUUCUUUUGUCAGAAUCGAUCAACCCAUAAAGGAAAGAUAAAAAUUUAUUGUAACCCACUGUUCGAUUUCGAAAGAAAAGAGGAUAGAAAUUGGUCAAAGAUGAGAUUGCCAAUUAAUAACCUUGUUCUCCUCGUUUUGAUGCGUAGAAAUGAAUAAUACUCACGGGGCAACAAGCUCGGCGGGUAGAAUGCAGCAAGGAAAUUCUGAUUCGUCCACUCCACCCAAGAAAUCGAAGAAACCAAAAUAUUCUAGAUUUACACAGCAAGAGCUUCCUGCUUGCAAACCAAUUCUAACACCAGGAUGGGUUAUAACAUCCUUCGUUGCUGUUGGCAUUAUCUUUAUCCCCAUAGGGAUUGCUUCCUUAUUUGCAUCAGAACAAGUUGUUGAAAUUGUGGAUCAAUACGACCAUGAUUGCCUUCCUUCUGAGUUUCGCGGCAAUCCUCUUACGUUUAUUAAAGACAGCAAAACUAAUAAAACCUGUAGCAGGAAGCUGACUGUUCCUAAACCAAUGAAAGGUCCGGUUUUCAUCUAUUAUCAGCUUGAUAACUUCUAUCAAAAUCACCGACGUUAUGUAAAAAGCAGAAGUGAUAAACAAUUACGAAGCAAGGCGGCAGAGGCAAAUACAAAAACAUGUGCACCAGAAGCAACCAUUGGGAAAGGGGCUCCAAUUGUCCCUUGUGGCCUCAUCGCCUGGAGUUUGUUCAAUGAUACAUAUGGUUUUUCUAUGGAGAACAAGGCAUUACAUGUCAACAAGAAGGACAUAGCCUGGAAAAGUGACCAAGAAAAGAAGUUUGGAUCUGAUGUCUAUCCUAAAAACUUCCAGAGUGGGAGUUUGAUUGGUGGUGCAACACUAAAUGAGAGUAUACCUCUGAGCCAGCAAGAGGAUCUUAUUGUUUGGAUGCGAACAGCUGCACUGCCCACCUUCAGGAAACUAUAUGGGAAGAUAGAAGCAGACUUUGAAGCUAAUGAUAUAAUAACAGUGGUGAUAGAAAACAACUAUAAUACCUAUAGCUUCGGUGGUAAAAAAAAGCUGGUCCUUUCAACCACUAGUUGGAUUGGUGGGAAGAAUGAUUUUCUAGGCAUAGCUUAUCUUAGUGUUGGAGGACUCUGCUUGUUUUUAGCGAUAACCUUCAUACUACUGUACGUCAUCAAGCCAAGGCCUCUUGGUGAUCCAUCCUAUUUGUCCUGGAACAGAAAUGCAGCAGGGCAGGCAAAUUAACCAUCUCUUCUGGGCCAAAUUCUCUUCUAAAUAACAUACUUUGCUGUGGUUCUUAAUCAAUGCUUUAAGUUACAGAAUGAGAGAGGAGAUCUAACUGAAUUGUAAGCUACUGGUAAAAGCCUGGUUUAUUUUUCUGGUAGCUUGGACUUUGGUUUAUAUAUGUAUAUUUUUGGACCAUGUCUUGUUUACAAAUUUUCCAAAUAAAAGGAUUCUAUGUAAGCGUCAAUGUGAAGAUGGGAACUAAAGUUUAUAA